Messenger RNA from Setaria italica (foxtail millet), 2693 nucleotides. RefSeq names its product pentatricopeptide repeat-containing protein At1g09820. The transcript has 2 exons. The record is from RefSeq and is a predicted model, not a curated record. The coding region runs from base 88 to 1827 and encodes 579 amino acids. Gene Ontology annotation, molecular function: protein binding. Lineage: Eukaryota; Viridiplantae; Streptophyta; Magnoliopsida; Poales; Poaceae.
AACAAUUCGUAUGCACGAUGUCAAUUUUUGAAAGCAAAUAUCGAAAUCUCUCGUGUGGAAUACCCACAAACCCAUCUCACAGCCCCCAUGCCGCUCGUCACGCUGCUCGCCCACCUCGCAGCCGGCCGCUUCGGCCGCGUGGUGGACCUCACGGCCGGCGGCGCGUCCACCGCGGCAGCCGCGCACCGCGCCCUGCACCUCCUCCUCCGCACCGCGCCGCUGCCCCCUCUCCCGCACCUCGUCUCCCUUGCGCGGUGGUCGCGCGCCCACUUCCACGCGCCGCUCCCGCUCCCGCUCCACGCCCUCCUCCUCGCCCGCCUCGCCGGCGGCGGCCACUACCCGCUCCUCCGCUCCGAGAUCCACGCCCUCGUGGCCGCGCGCCUCCACUCCCCGGCCUCCAUCCUCCGCGCCCUCCCCGCCCCGUCCCCGUCCCCGUCCCCGUCCGCGCCGCUCAUCACCGACAUGCUCGUCCUCGCGCUCGCCCGGGACUCCCAGCCGCUGCUCGCGUACGAGGCAUUCCUCCUCGCGGGCGCCGACUACCCGCGCCACCGCCCCUCGGCCCACUCUGUUAACGCCCUGCUGGCCGCCCUCGUCCGCGCCGACCGGGUCAACCUCGCCGAGAGGGCCUUCAGGGAAGCACUGCGGCGGCGCGUGUCGCCGGACCUGUUCACCUUCAACAUAGUUAUCUCCGGGCUCUGCAAGAUUGGUCAGCUCCGCAAGGCCGGCGACGUUGCCAAGGACAUCAGGGCGUGGGGGCUGCCCCCCUCGGUGGUCACCUACAACACUCUCAUCGACGGGUACUUCAAGUCCCGCCUAGCGGGGAAGAUGUACCAUGUCGAUGUGCUGUUGAAAGAGAUGAUUGAUGCUGGCCUUUCUCCGAAUGUGAUCACAUUCAAUGUGCUGAUUAAUGGGUAUUGUAAGGAAUCCAACAUUACAGCUGCAGUGAAGGUCUUUGAGGAGAUGAAGCGGCAGGGCAUUGCUGUGGAUGUGGUGACAUACAAUUCACUUGUUUCUGGGCUCUGCAGUGAGGGGAAGGUGGAGGAAGGCGUGAAGCUGGUGAAAGAGAUGGAGGACUUGGGGUUGGCAUGCACUGUGUCUACCCUGAACUCUGUGCUGAAUGGGUUUUGCAAGAACGGCAUGAUGGUGGAAGCUGAAGACUGGAUUGAUGGUAUGGCACAGAAUGGCAUAAAACCCAAUGUGGUUACUUACAAUACCUUGGUCAAUGGAUACCGCCGUCUUGGAAAGAUGGAGGAGGCGGUGGCGGUGAAGGAGGCAAUGGCAGGAAAAGGGAUUAGUCCAAAUGUUAACACCUAUAACUGCUUGUUAGCAGGGAUUACCAGUAGUUCGGAUAGGAGGAGUGUUUCAGGCCUUCUCAAUGAGAUGAAGGACAAGGGUGUGAGAGCAGAUGUUGUAACUUAUAAUGUGCUUAUUGGCGCGCUUUGUUGCAAAGGUGAGGUCUGGAAUGCAGUAAAGCUCUUGGAUGAGAUGUUUGUGGUUGGUUUGGAGCCGAAACAUUUGACCUACAAUACCAUUAUAAAUGGGUUUUGUGAGAAGGGGGACAUUAAAGCUGCCCAUGAAAUUAAAAAUAGGAUGAACAAAUGUAAGAAACGGGCGAAUGUGGCCACAUACAAUGUGUUUCUCAAGUACUUUUGCAAGAUGGGGAAGAUGGAGGAGGCUAAUGAGCUCCUGAAUGAAAUGUUGGAGAAAGGGCGAGUUCCAAAUGGGAUGACUUAUGAGAUAAUAAAUGUGGGCAUGGUAGAAAAAGGUUUUGUUCCUGAUAUAAGAGGAUAUGCAGCAGAUAUUUCUAAGACCUUGACAUCUUCCUGAAAGGAAUCAUAUAUGGACGGAUGGACCACCUGUGCAACUCCUAUGCGAUGUACAAUACGUGACGUCGUUGCUUGACACAUAUACCAUGAUGCUAGCAGCCCAAAAGUUUCAUCAGUGAAGAACACUUUGCUUGCCCCUUUCUGUUUACUGUUACAAUGUGGGUUGCUCUAUGGCAAUCUCAUGAGAAAAUGGGGUACUGGAGUGCUUUGCAGUUAUCAUCAUCAAAACUCAACUCCUGUGGUUGCUUUGAUCAGAUGUCACGUGAUUCAGCGUUCAAGGCAAUAAUCUUCACGAGAAAUGGAGCUUUUGGCAAUUCCUUUGAGAAAGCUGCCACUGGUAUGUCAGUACUCCCUCCGUUCCAAAUUACUAUUCGUUUUGGCUUUUCUUGGUACGUAGCUUUUGCUACGUAUUAGAUAUAAUAUAUAUUUAGAUGCAUAGCAAAAGCUAUGUAUUUAGAAAAGCCAAAAUAAAUAGUAAUUUGGGAUGGAGGGAGUAUCUAUCUUGAAAGUAGAUCCAUCCCAGCAGCACGACACCUUAUGACUUUGAUGUUUGGUCUAGUAAACAGGCCCUUUGUACAAUCCUGGCUUAUGUCUUUGACUAUUUGUGCUAUUGUUGUCAGACUGAGAGAUGUUAUCGGCGAACAAUUGAAGGGAGAAGACGACUAGAAAGGUUUUUGGUGCAAUUUUAUUUUUAGUGCCAAGUUGUCCUUUUGUAUUGGCUGCUGUUUUCCUCGAUAAACAUCAGAUAUAGGACACUAUUUGGGUGUCUUUCUAGGGCACCCGAUGCUAUCUGUGUAUCUCUUUUGGCAUAAACUAUGUUUUUAAUUUCGCAUCGUCUUGUCCUACAUCAUGAGUUUCAAAUUUGAA